This is a messenger RNA of Argentina anserina (silverweed cinquefoil), 2106 nucleotides long. Its product is annotated as receptor-like protein 4. The coding region runs from base 81 to 1973 and encodes 630 amino acids. Lineage: Eukaryota; Viridiplantae; Streptophyta; Magnoliopsida; Rosales; Rosaceae. Gene Ontology annotation, molecular function: protein binding. The transcript is spliced from 9 exons. The record is from RefSeq and is a predicted model, not a curated record.
UCUUCUUCCCCUAAUUUUCCUCGCUUCAUGAAAAUUGAGGUCUCCCCCAGUUGUGUCCUAACUCAGACACCCCCACCCAAAUGUCGCCCCUCUCCUUCUUCCUCCUCCUCCUCCACCUCGCCGCCUCCGUCCACUCCUCCUCCCCCUUAUACGGAGCCUCGUUUAACAUAGAUUGCGGCAGCCUCACUGACUCCGUCGACCCCUUCAACACCACGUGGAUCUCCGACAGGUUCUUCACCGGCGGCGCCACCUCCGUCGUCUCCGAGCCUCUCCACUUCGACCACCCCCAGGAGAAGACCCUCCGCUACUUCCCGCCCUCCGCCGGCAAAAAGAACUGCUACGUUGUUCCCGAUUUGCCCUCCGGCAGGUACCUGGUGCGCACAUUCACCGUUUAUGACAAUUACGACGGCAAGUCGCACCCGCCGUCGUUCGACGCCUCCGUCGAGGGGACUCUCGUCUUCAGCUGGCGCUCGCCGUGGCCGGAGGAGCUCACGCAGUCCGGCGCUUACUCCGAUCUCUUUGUAUUCGUCACCGACGGCGAGGCCGAUGUCUGCUUCUACAGUAUCGCCACCGACUCUCCCGUCGUCGGAUCGCUGCAGAUUGUGCAGGUCGAUCCGGCGUCGUACGACGGCGGCUUCGUCGGCAAGGACUACAUUCUCGUCAAUUACGGAAGGCUGAGCUGCGGCUCACGUCAGUUCGGUCCAGGCUUCACUAACGACACCGACAAGUUCAGCCGCUCGUGGCAGUCCGACGCUCAGCUCCGGUCACCUGACACCGAGAAGAGCUCGCCGGUCAGAACCAUUUCCACGACGAACUCAAUUUCACACACCGGAGACGCCCCCAAUUACUUUCCGAUGAAGCUUUACCAAUCGGCGAUCACGGCCGACGGCGAUGGAGUCUUGACUUACAAUUUGAAUGUGGAUGCUAAGCUUGAUUACUUGCUGUGGUUUCAUUUCGCCGAAAUCGAUCCGAAAAUGAACAAAGUAGGGGAUAGAGUGUUUGAUAUCAUCAUCAAUGACAAGAAUGUGACUCGAGUCGACAUUUACAAGGAGGUGGGGAGUUUCAGGGCCUAUACUUGGCAUUAUACUGUGAAGAAUUUGAGCAGUGUGCACUUAAAUGUGACGCUUAAGGCCGCGGCUGGUUCUCCGAUUAUCAGUGGGCUAGAGAACUAUGCUAUGGUUCCGGCGGAUGUGGCCACGCUGCCGGAACAAGUUGUUGCAAUGAGAGCUUUGAAGGAUUCGUUGCGUGUUCCUGAUAGGAUGGGGUGGAACGGCGACCCUUGUGCUCCUACUAAUUGGGAUGCUUGGGAGGGUGUUACGUGCCACCACAAUAAAAAUGAAACUGCUCUUGUGAUAUCUCAAAUUGAUCUUGGAAGCCAAGGCUUGAAAGGGUUUAUCAGUGAUCAGAUCAACCUAUUGUUGGACUUGCUAAGCUUGAAUUUAAGUUCUAAUUCACUGGAGGGCAAAAUACCAAUAGGGCUGGGCCAAAAAACUCUACAAAGGCUGGAUCUGUCUGACAAUCAGUUAACUGGUUCAAUACCAGAAAGCUUAACUUCUUCAAAUCUCCAGCUUGUGUUAUUGAACAACAACUUAUUGGAAGGCCGAGUGCCAGAGCAGCUGUAUUCAAUUGGAGUGCACGGCGGUGCAAUUGAUCUCUAUGGAAACAAAGGUUUAUGUGGUGUUCCAUCGUUGCCGGAUUGUCCUUUGUUUUGGGAAAAUGGAGGCUUAUCUGUGAAGGGCAAAAUUGGAAUAGGCAUAUCUUGUGGUGUUAUCCUCUGUUUGAUGCUGUUGGUGUUGUACAUAAUCUAUGUCCGAAGGCGUAGGAAUGAUUAUGACUUCGGUUUUCCUCAUGACUUAAUACCACUUGGUGCCAAGACAAACAGGUAUCACAGACAGAAGUCCAUAGCUGUUCUUGAAAUGGAGAGCCAACAUGCCAAGGCUGAUCUACAACCUUUACGAACUCCCCGAGGCUAGUGAUCGAGUAUGUUCACAUUCAUUCCACAUACCAAGAAUACAUACAAUGGCGAGCUUGAUUGUCUUUGUACAAAUCUGUCAAUCAAGAUAAACGACGACACCUUGAGCUCCUGAACUUGUUGGACUCGUGGUU